Lytechinus variegatus (green sea urchin) is the source of this 943-nucleotide messenger RNA. RefSeq lists its product as uncharacterized. The record is from RefSeq and is a predicted model, not a curated record. NCBI's taxonomy places the organism in Eukaryota, Metazoa, Echinodermata, Echinoidea, Temnopleuroida, Toxopneustidae. The transcript has 2 exons. Bases 111 to 473 code for a protein of 120 amino acids.
UUUCUAAUGUUUAUUGAGACCAACGUGACGUCAAUGUCGAUUGCCCUUUGUGUUCACUUUGUAUUUUAUGCCAAACAGAGAGUUCAACAGCAACUGGAUCAACUGAGCCGAUGACGGCAGCAUCUGCAACUCAGCCACUUGAUACACAGACUUCAUUAAGGCCGACGACGACAACACUGGCAGCAACAAUCGCUGCAACUACCACGUCGGUAACACGUAGAGGUGAUCUGACGUCAUCCUGGUAUAAACACAUCGCUCAGAAUAAAGGAAUCAAAGAAUGGAGCAUCAUCGAGCGACACAUGGCGUCGACGGUGAUACGGUGUGCGGAUCUGUGUUCGACCACGGAGUCGUGCUCAUGUUUUACAUUCAUCGCCGACGAUGGUGAUUGUCUUCUUGGGGAAUAUGAUCCCAGAGACGAUAUGAACACUCAUCCUGGAGCCACCACAUUUGUGACAAUGUAUAGAGGAUAUUGAAGGUUCAUCUAUUGUAGUAUACACCAUACCGGGAUCCACAUGCCCCUCCUAUCUAUGUCCCAGUUGUAUAUUGUUAUUUAUCCCCCUCCCUCUUUUUUAAACAGAUUUGCUGCCCCUUUUGAUUUAUUAUUCUUUUGCACCAAAAUUCUAGAAAAAAAUACCAAGAAUUCGGACUUUCCUCCUUCACUGUGAUUUUCUGUGACAACACUCAUUCAUUUAUUUUUCAUAUUUCUAGUUUGAUAUUCAGUGCUUCACAUAAUUAUAUAAAUGAAAUAACCAAUAAUGCAUAAUAUAUACUUACAGACAAAUGAAAAUUAGGAACAUAAUCAUACAACCCUUCAAUUUAUGAAGUUAAAGCUUAAUUUAAGUCAGAGAAAUGUGAUGGGACCUACAUGAAAGCAAGCUUGUAGAAUUGCGGGCCCCGAUGAAAUAAGUUGUAUAAAGUAAUGAAUGAUAGAAUACGGAAAAAA